Messenger RNA from Botrytis fragariae, 457 nucleotides. Its product is annotated as putative rrna processing protein. The record is from RefSeq and is a predicted model, not a curated record. NCBI's taxonomy places the organism in Eukaryota, Fungi, Ascomycota, Leotiomycetes, Helotiales, Sclerotiniaceae. The coding region runs from base 98 to 457 and encodes 119 amino acids. The transcript is spliced from 3 exons.
AUCCAUAACGCCCAAAAAUUAAAUCCCUCAACCUCUAUCCUCACAUACGGAUAUUCAGAUCAUUGCCCAAUAUUUGAUUAAUAUUCCUUCUAUCAAAAUGUCAACAGAAGUGGCCCCUACCGCUCCUGCAGCUGAGUCGACCGUCCUUCCACAAGGAAUGCGCAAGAAUGGCAAACAAUGGCACCCCGUGAAGAAAGCUUUCCGACCAAAGGCUGGAAAUACCUCAUAUGAAAAGAGAAAGGCAAAUGAUGAGGCUAUAGCAGCUACUAAGGCCAAAGAAAAGGAGAUGAAGGAGGAGAAAGAAGCUGCAAGACAGGCCCAUAUUUCAAAAAUCAAGGAAAAGCGCGCCAACAAGGAGGAAAGAGAACGAUACGAGAAAAUGGCCGAAAAGAUGCACCAGAAGCGCGUUGACAGAUUAAAGAGAAGAGAGAAGAGAAACAAGAUGUUGAAGUCAUGA